Dermacentor andersoni is the source of this 3472-nucleotide messenger RNA. Its product is annotated as uridine phosphorylase 1-like. Gene Ontology annotation, cellular component: cytoplasm; cytosol. Gene Ontology annotation, molecular function: uridine phosphorylase activity. The record is from RefSeq and is a predicted model, not a curated record. Lineage: Eukaryota; Metazoa; Arthropoda; Arachnida; Ixodida; Ixodidae. Gene Ontology annotation, biological process: uridine catabolic process; nucleotide catabolic process.
UCGAUCGAUCCAGACGCCGACGUCACGAGUGGAACGACAGUGCGAGCGCGCACCCACCGCCUGCGCGGCUCCAUUCAGCCAUGGCGCAGCAGACGAACCGAGCAGCGGACGCCGGCUCGCGACUAGACGGAGGUGAUGACGUACAGGCCGAAGCUGGCCUGCUGCGACUGCGAAACCCGCACCUCUCGAAGAUGGCGACCGAUAACCUCUACCAUCUGGCCCUGGCCACGGAUACGCACGACCUGCGACAUAUGUUCGGCGACGUCAAGUUCGUGUGCAUGGGCGGUACUCCGGCGCGGAUGCAACAGUUCGCGCAGCUGGCCAAGCAUCGCCUGGGCAUCAAGCUGCCGACGGGUGCCGAGCUGUGUGACAUCAGCCACCGGUCGUAUCGCUACGCCAUGUACAAGUGCGGCCCCGUGCUGUCGGUCAGCCACGGCAUGGGCGCACCUUCCUUGUCCAUCCUGAUGCACGAGGUCCUCAAGCUGAUCCAUUAUGCGCGCUGCCAGGACGUCGUGCUCAUCCGCAUAGGCACCAGCGGUGGAAUUGGAAUCCCGCCCGGCACCGUAGUGGUCAGCACCGGGACCAUAAAUGGCCUGCUCAAGGAAGAGGUGGAGCUGCAUAUCCUCGGUGAAGUGGUGCGGCGGCCGUGUGUGCUGGACACCCAGCUGGCCAACGAGAUCGUCGCCAUGGGACGCCACUGCAUGGCCGGCACCAACGUGGUGGCCGGGAAGACACUGAGUUGCAACGACUUUUACGAAGGGCAAGCAAGACUAGACGGCGCCUUCUGCCACUACACGGAGGACGACAAGCUCGCGUUCCUCGAGAGGCUGCGUGAGCUGGGCGUCGUCAACAUCGAGAUGGAAUCCUCGCAAUUUGCAGCCAUGUGCUACCACACUGGAGUCAAAGGGUAUCGCUCUCUCCCACUUUGCAAGGAGACGCGGAUCGGUCGGUGGAGAGAAGUGCCUCUUCUCCGUGUUGCGCCCGUACCCGCUGGUACAUUCUGGCACGAAACACGUUGGUAUUUGGUUGCCCAGUCCUAACCCAUUGUAACGAAGAUAAAUCACACGCACAACCUACCUCCUGACAGCGAAAAAUAAAUAAAAAAUCUGGCGUUCAAGAGCGGUAGCUCACGCUACUUGCAUACUUGCAGGUCCCAAGGGCAACAUGAGCGCCCACAUCGACCACACCAUACCAUACACCGAAAGCUGCUGAAGCGCAAGUUACACACUACUAACGAUAAUGCACACACACAGGAAAAAUCAGGACCACUCGACAAGAAAACGCGAUGCAAAUGCUCACGGAUACUGCAGCGAUGGCAGCGUUGCUGCAGGGCAGCGUGGCUAGCGUAGCGCAAACUUCGACCGCAGCGCCAUUUCAGUGCCUAGGCGCAAAACGCGCCCGCUUUGGGAGGAGCAGUUUGCCAGGUUUGGCUAUAUAUGGUCAAAUUGAGAUACAUAAAAAAAUGUUUGGCGUCGACUUGGGCGAAUUGGCUACGUGGCUAUAUUUAGGCUACUGAAAAUCUGCGACUUGGCUUUGGGCUACGAGUGGCGCCGCAAUCCACGCUCUAGAAGUGGCUCUCACCUAGCAGAAAGAAAUCUCGAAGGCUAUAUUCUAGCUGGCUGAGCCGGCAGCGCAGCUGUGCGCGUGCGUGGAAUGUCCUCCGGCUCUCCCCGCACUCUGCGCCGUCGUCUGAGCCGGUGGUUCUGAUCUUGGAUGCAAUUAAAGCCGGCCUCGGCAACUCCACCACUUCGGUGGCAGUGGGGUGCCUCGAUGUCAGCGCCGCCUGCCACAAAGAAGCGCGGCAUUGCACCCUUCCAGUACACAGUAGUGGCAUCGAGGCGCCGUGUAUACUCUUAAAAUAGUUGCACUGUUUGGGCUGUAUACUUGCCUCACAACAAUAAUCGUUGUCUGUCUUGCCCGCAUUUCCUUUCUUUAAGGAUACGAGCCCGAUACUUCCAAGUCACGAACGGCAUGCCAGAGCAUUCUCGACAGGAAAGUAGCGAGCGCAGCAUUUUUGAGAACGGAAAGGCGAAAGACAGAUGAGGGUUAUUGUCGUGAGGUAAACAUACACCCCAAAAGGUGCAACUGUUUUUAGAGCCUAGAUAAUUAGCGCCAUCCAUCAGGCAUGCGGGAAAGCAAAUCCGCUACUUUCCCACCCCUACUCGCAUCUCCGCUCCCCUCGCCCUCUCUCGUAGCCCCCUCAUCUUCGACUUUGUCCUAGCGCGGAGGAAACAGUGGAAGAUGAUGGUGGAAAAGGACGGUGGUAUUUUGGCGUACCGUUACGAAAAAAACGCUGCUGGUGAGCCUCUCUUUCCAAACCUGUCGAAAUCGGUUCUAACGCUGUUGUCGCAAAAAAUCUGUUGUCGGCGUCGGACGUCGCUUGGCAAAAUAUCAUUCCAAACCACAACUAUGCAGGCCCUCCGCGUGGCGCAGAGGCAUUACUGAACUAAUUGAAUUGGUCACAGUAAAAUAAGUCAGAAAAAUCGUAAAGUACGGCCUAAGCACAAUUUACAGACAUGCUAGCGUAGGAGUUUAAUUUAGGUAUACCAGAAAACAUAAUUGUGUUACGCGAAAACUCAAACACAAACCCCUUUUCCGACCAGAGCGGCCCACUCGGUUCCUUAGAACAACACCGUCGCACGCGCAUGCGCAAGAAAGCUGCGAUUGCCAGGAAGCGUGACAAGUAGUCAGUUAUCUUCGAUGUCUAUCGAAACGUCCUCCAAAUUGUUGCACGCCUUUGCGCUUGCCUGUGUCGAACGCUGCUGUAGCCCGGUCGAACGUUGUCUGGUCUCCGUGACUAAGAGCGAUCACAGAAACAGACUGGCAACACGAACAUUAGAAAUGAACUUGCACGUAUGGAUGCUGCGAAAAAUUCGAGGCACAUGAGCGCUUCCUUGCCAGAUUUACCACUGGCGUGAUGUACGAUUUCCCAGAAAGGAAACUGUAGCUUCCACCGUGGUUCGAAAAUAAGCACCGGGAGCUCAUGGGACUACCCUAGGCUACCAUAGGCGCAUGAUACUGAACAUUACUUUGCGUUCAUGACAGCUAAAAACAGAGUUAGUAGUUAUUAUUAUUGUAUAUAUAACUAAAAAUAAUAAUUGAGUACUGUCUGUGAUGUAAUAAAGCACUGUGAUAGGCUUGAGACAAAGCUUAUUGGUUAAAUUUGUGCUUACUACGGGGUCUCUAGCGGAGAAUUGUGCCCUCACGACGGCAGCCACGCGGAGUAGGAGUACUACAUAGUUGUUUCCUCGGCAGCGCCGUGGUCAGUUUUGUUUUCGCCCUCUGCAGCGAAUCUGGGCCAACCGGAAAGUGUUCUGUGUGCACGCAGCAUGUAUAGUUGUUAUUGAUGUCAAGGUUCGACCGUCACGGACAUUUCGUUACGACGGGUUGCGCAAAAGAGAUUGCCGUAGACGAAUGCGAAAAUACAUAUCCAAAUAGAACUGCAAAUAAAAAAUUUCGAUAUUUGGCUGCC